AGAAGUGCAAGUGUCUGAGAGUGCAAGUGUCUGAGAAGUGCAAGUGCAAGGCUGCAGCCAGACCGCUGUUUUUACAUGAGCCAGACCCUUCUCCUCAGUUCAGUGAACUUGUGACUCGAGAUCCGCACAGACUGAUUCAGUCCAAAUCGUGAACGAACAAUUCAGGUCGUUUCGUGAACCUGUUUUGUUCAACCGAUACAUUGUAAAGAUCCGACUCAAAAGAACGAUUCGCUGAGGAAUCAGACAACGCUGAGCGAAAAAGCGAGUCCAGCUAGAGCUGUCAACGACCAUUUCUCUCCCAGAUCCACUUUCUGUCUCGGCUCUCAUAUGGACAGCAAUGUGGAUGUGAACACAGAAAGUGAUUGGCAGCAAAGGUGAGUUGGAUGCGAGCGCAAAGAUGAUUUCAGUCCAGCGGUGCAGUGUGAUCGGUGAUGCUUUUAUAUCGUGUGCUUAGGGUGGUUUGGAAGGGAGUGUAGUGUGCGCUGAGAAACACAUAUGUGGCCUGGCGUUCAUUGUACUCCGAUUUGCAAGUUAAUAAGUCGACCUCACAGAAACGCACCUUGUUUAGACGUAUAUGUUUGCACUUUGUUCCUGCAGUUUUAUUCUGGUCCCAAGCGGAUGAUGGGUUUCGCGUCUGACGUGGCGCUCAUUUGCUGCCUAUUUAAAUAACCAACACACCGCAGCUAUCCAUCUGCAACAAUAACCGCACGCUGUUGUAGGAAUGGGGAAAGCAUAUGAAAUGUGUUGUGGCGCCACUGUAUGAUCUGACUUGAAGAAGAAGGUGCUAUCUAAAAUAUUAUGGAAAUAGUAUUGGUACAGUGAUGGUGUCAGAUGGUAGUAUUAUGAAUCUUUGAUAUACAGCGUUGCUAAAUCAUUACCAUAGAUAUGUACCAUGAUAUUCACAUGCCACUGUGAAGUACUACAAUUGGAAAUAUCUCAGCUUCCUGUAUUCAGUUAGUUGGCUUAAUCUUGUUGUUAUUCACGGUGCUUUUAUUCUAUUUUUGAUGAUACUCAAUGCUGCGUAUCACUUUGGAGGUUAGAAAGAUUAAUAGUCAUUUUGCCUCAUAAAGGAAUCGGGAACCAGUAAAUGAAACCUGUUCCUCUCUGUUUAAAUGGUUAGACAAUCUCUAUUUACAGCAGAGGAUGUAUUUUCUGUCUAGGCCAUAUCUAGGAACGCUGGGCCCCUGAUCAUUUUUAAAAUAAGGUAAAACAUGUUAACCGGGCGUAUUGAAUUGCUUCCGCCUUGAACACUGUUAGCUACAGCCCUAGACUUGCAUGAGGUAGAUCAGAAAGGAUAUUUUCCUAUUUUAUAUUUUACCAGGCUGUGGUAGAAAACAAUGCAAUACAGAUGCUGAGAUGCACUAUAUUUGCUUUCAGUGCAAUUAAAAGUAUGUCUGAUGCAGAUGUCUGUGAGGAUUAAGAUAAUACUAGAGUUAUUGUGUGAGCAGUCAGGGAAGAAAAAGAUAUCAGCCUGCAAGAUAUCAAGAUCUGUUGUUGGGGGUUUUAGUUUAGGUAUUUGAUAAGUCUGUAAUGUUUCAAAUGGAUUAUUUUUAUUGUUACAUAUUUAACUUUUUAUUUAUAGAAUGAUUUUGAAGAACAACCUUGUAUUGUAAAUGCAUACAGCACCAUAGAGCCCAAGACAAGCAGAAUAAAAAGUAUUUUAGUUUUAUCUAUGCUAUUUUUAGCAUAUUAUUUGUCUUUGUUAAUCUUAGCAUUUAUUAAUUCUAAAUAUGAAUUGUAAUUUGUAAUUAUUUAACAUAUUACUGUUCUGUUUAACCAGAGAUGUGUGAUGAAAACCAGUCCUAAAGCAGGGCAAAGCCAAUCAGUUACUAUGAGCAGUGAGCUCAGUGUGCCAAUGGGCUCCCCCGCACCCGGGGGCUCAGACCGGCUGCAGGAUGGCGGUGGGAUGGACUACAGGGAUUGGGUUCGACGCAGCUAUCUGGAGCUGGUCACCUCCAACCACCACUCGGUCCAGGCUCUCUCAUGGAGGAAACUCUACCUCAGCAGGGCCAAGCUCAAAGCCUCCAGCCGAACCUCAGCCCUGCUGUCUGGCUUUGCCAUGGUGGCCAUGGUGGAGGUGCAGCUGGAGAUGCAGUACAACUACCCCCGGGUCCUGCUCAUUGCCUUCAGUGUGUGUACCACAGUGCUGGUGGCCGUCCACCUGUUCGCCCUCCUCAUCAGCACUUGCAUCCUGCCCAACGUGGAAGCCGUCAGCAACAUCCACAAUCUCAACUCUGUCUCCGAGUCGCCCCACGAGAGAAUGCACCACUAUAUUGAGCUGGCCUGGGGCUUUUCCACCGCUUUGGGGAUCCUUUUGUUCCUGGCAGAGGUGGUGCUCCUCUGCUGGAUAAAGUUCUUGCCGGUUGACUCUGGGGCGCAACCAGUCCUGGCAGCCCUUAAGCAGAACUGCAGCACUCCUGCGGUUCAGCCCGGCCACAGCGGCUGGCAGGCGGCUUUGGCCUCCACCAUCAUCAUGGUGCCAGUUGGAUUCAUCUUUGUGGUGUUCACCAUCCACUUCUACCGCUCGCUAGUGCGCCACAAAACAGAGCGGCACCAUCAAGAGAUCGAGGAACUGCACAAAAUCAAGGUGCAGCUGGAUGGCCAUGAGCGAGGCCUACAGGCGGUGUGAGAUCCAGGGAUGCCCUUUGUUUCCCCGCAGUGUUCCAUCGCUUGACUCUUCAAGCUUACAAGCACAUUUAAACUCCUCCUUGAGUCUUUCGGGCUUAUUUUCUGUUUUCGUCUGAGAGGAAAUGCCUUGUUACCUGGUGGGAGGAUUACUUGUGUAGAAACUGAGAAAGAUUUACAGCAAAAAGACGCACGUUUACAAGGUUUCUACUGCAAGGGCUAUUUAUUUUGUAUUUCUUUAGGCUGUAGGUCAUUUGGACUUGUUUUUAAGUGCCAUUUUCUGUUUCAAUGCCUCCUACAUAUACAAAAAAAGGAUAUAACGGAGUGGCUUUCUUUUUAUAUUGUUUGCCUUUUUCUCUUCCUUUUGCGGUGCCAUCCUGGAUCGAUAGUGUGCUACAGAUAAUGAGACCAAAUGAGUUGGUCUUGGAUCCAUUAUGGAUCACAGCUGCCAGAGUCACUGCCAGAGUAUCUUUAACUGCAAUAUCCAGCUUUUACAAUGUACAUGCUUGUUUGAGCUUCAGUUUAAAGUGAUCGUUCACUCAAAAACGAACAUUGUCAUCAUUAAUCACCCUCACGUUGUUUCAAACCUCUGUGACUUUCUUUUGCGCAAAAGAAGAUAUUUUGCUUUUGUCCAUACCGGGAAGGUCAGUUGGUUCAGUGUCUUUCGCUGUAUGGACAAAAUAGCAUGUAAGAAGGUGAUAACGCUUUAUGUGAGGGUGAGUAAAUGACCGAAUGUUCAUUUCCCUUUAAGAAAACAAAAACUAAAAAAAGUGAUGCACCCCGUAUAGUUUGUCUGUGUUAGUAGUGGAUCUAUAAUACUGUAAUCUUUCAGCCUGCAGAGUUGUCGUCCCAAAAAAGGAUUCAUCUUAAAUCUGUUACAGAAGUAUCGCUCGUACUACGCCUAUAUGUAGUGCAGUAUUUUUAGCUUGGGUGUGAAAUCUAGACGCUUUAGUCAGACUCACUGCACGCUUGUAUUUCAUUGAAGGUUUUGCAUGUGUGAUAUAAUGCACUGUCACUUGUCAAGCACAAAGGUGGAGUUUUUAAUCCAUAUUUCAUACAAGGCCUAUUGAAUGUUAUUCUUGUGGGCUACUAGGAGUUUACACAUUGUCGAUGUCAAUAACCAGAGUCAAUGAUGAUUUGCUCCAACAAAUGACUUUAAUGGGCACAGUUUGUUAUAAAAAUACUUGAGAAAGACAAAAAAGCUUUGCCGAUCUGAAACAGUUUAAUGUGAACCAAGUUGGCAGUCCUGUCGUCAAGCUCAAAAUAAUGUCUAAUACUUAAGUCAAUUUGAGGAAAACAUUCCAGGGGGAAAAUGAAGUCGGACCAAUUUCUGCCUGCCUUAAAUAAUUAAACGGACAAAAGUGCACUUGAAGUAUAGUCCAUGGAAAUGAUGUGUCCGGUGUGUUUUCAGAGUAUGCAGACUGAUUUCAUCUGCUGUAGGUCUUUCAGAACACAGAGUUAUGGUUGGUGCUUCAUUUCAUGCCUUAAGCAUUCAUUUCUGACACCGUCAAUUCUGUAACCAGGCAAAGUGAAGCACUACUCGUUUCAUAGCUCAGACAAGUGAACUUGACCAAAAUUGUGUGUACUCUGCUUGUGGGGGCUUUAAAAAGCACUUUUCUUUUUGUGUAUGUGUGCAAAAAUACUGUUAGUGUCAUUUUUGAUAGUUCUGUUGCAUCGUGCCACACUAUCAAUAGAUAAACGCAUAUGUGACCCUGGAGCACAAAACCAGUCAUAAGGGUCAAUUUUUCAAAAUUGAGAUU
This is a messenger RNA of Sinocyclocheilus grahami, 4385 nucleotides long. RefSeq names its product protein orai-2-like. Gene Ontology annotation, biological process: store-operated calcium entry. Gene Ontology annotation, molecular function: store-operated calcium channel activity. NCBI's taxonomy places the organism in Eukaryota, Metazoa, Chordata, Actinopteri, Cypriniformes, Cyprinidae. The coding region runs from base 1790 to 2629 and encodes 279 amino acids. Gene Ontology annotation, cellular component: membrane. The record is from RefSeq and is a predicted model, not a curated record. The transcript is spliced from 3 exons.